Molecule: messenger RNA, 4880 nt
Organism: Bufo gargarizans (Asiatic toad)
Lineage: Eukaryota; Metazoa; Chordata; Amphibia; Anura; Bufonidae
Gene: GLIS2
Product: GLIS family zinc finger 2
Exons: 7
Coding region: 656-2143 (495 amino acids)
Biological process (GO): smoothened signaling pathway; regulation of transcription by RNA polymerase II
Cellular component (GO): nucleus
Molecular function (GO): DNA-binding transcription factor activity, RNA polymerase II-specific; RNA polymerase II cis-regulatory region sequence-specific DNA binding
Source: RefSeq, a predicted model, not a curated record
AUCAGCUUGCCACCUCUCACUUUGCAGCCUCUUCUCCCUUGCUUUCCUUAACCCAGGACCCCCCCUCCCCCUUGUCCCCCCAAUUCUCACCCUUUAAAAAUUGGGGAAUAUAAUAUGCUCCCCCAUACCCUAGCCUUUCCUGAUGAGUCAAGAACACCCUUUAUCUUGAAGAUCUAGGGAGGUUCGGUGCCAGAUAAUAGGGAAAAAAAAAAGAAAGAAAGAAAGACCCCCUCUCUUUAUUUUCAACCACCCGAACUGACAUCCCCAACUCGGCUACAUUAUGACUCCUGGAUCCAUCUAAAGAAGGAGGGUGAUCGAUGCAUCUCUACUGGAUCUAGAGAGAGAAGACUCAAGAAGCCUCCUCCAGACAGGGAUCCACAAUUCCAGACUGUGUUGUGUGUUUUUUUUUUUUUUUCUUUUUUCCUUUUUUUUCGGUUUGGGGAAGAAAAAUCUAUAGCACAUAAAUCCGGAAAUUCAAAAAUAUAUCAGACGAAGGAAGGAUUUUUUUUAUUUUGGAAAUUUUUGUUAGAUUUUCCUUUCUUUUUUUUUUUUUUUUAUUGAUCUUGGCACCAAAGAAGACGGGAUUCCUUUUAUCCUACAGAUAUUGCAACCUGCAAAAGGACAGCCGGGGGUGCUCUGGGUGUAGCCAUUGAUCAUGCACUCGCUGGACGAGCCCCUGGACCUGAAGCUCAGUAUCUCCAAGCUGCGGGCAGCACGAGAGAAGAGAGAUCGGAAUGGAGGGGGCACUAAGAAGAUUUCAGUCCACCACGAGCUGAUGAUACGGGAUGAUGGAACCACUGUCAUCACCCCGAUUUGCCCUUCACCCCCUCCAGGGUUCCUGGCUCGAUUUCGGGAGGGGGACAGUCCCCCGUUCUCUACUCCACCAAUUGUGGACCUCAGCCUCUCUCCCUCUUCUGGUAUGGACUCCCCCAGCCGGGCAUCUUUGUCCCCCGAGAGGGUGACUGUUGGGGACACUCUAUUGGAUGUUGCAUCACUUCGCUGCAGGGGCGAUUCAGUUCCCAGUCCGUUCCAGUUCUUCCUGCCUCUUGGCUCUGGUCUACAGCUGCCCCCAUCCAUGUUCCUGACUCCACCCAAGGAGAAGCGUCUGUCCCUGGAGUACACAGAACAGAAACAGCUGGUGUGUCAGUGGGCAAAGUGCAACCGCCUAUUCGAGUUAUUGCAAGAGUUGGUGGAUCAUGUUAAUGAUUUCCAUGUGAAGCCAGAAAAAGAUGCCGGAUACUGCUGCCACUGGGAGGGAUGUGCCCGCCGGGGAAGAGGAUUUAAUGCCAGGUAUAAGAUGCUGAUUCACAUUCGCACCCAUACUAACGAGAGGCCGCAUUGCUGCCCGACUUGUCACAAGAGUUUCUCACGGCUGGAAAACCUGAAGAUUCACAACCGGUCACACACAGGUGAAAAACCCUACAUGUGUCCCUACGAGGGCUGCAACAAGCGUUACUCCAACUCAAGCGACCGCUUCAAGCAUACGCGCACCCACUACGUGGACAAGCCCUACUACUGCAAGAUGCCUGGGUGUCAGAAACGCUACACAGACCCCAGCUCCCUACGCAAGCACAUCAAGGCACAUGGCCACUUCAUCUCCCAUCAGCAACGCCAGUUACUGAAGAUCCACCAGCCACCCAAAUUACCAGCAGCGGGGGACAGCAGCUAUGCAAGCGGUGCACAACUCAUUAUUCCCAACCCAGCAGCCAUCUUUGGCAGUCAGAGCCUACCAAUCCCACUGGCACCAGGACCUUUAGACCUCAGCUCGUUGGCUUGCAGCGGUGUAGCCUCUGCCUUGGCUGGGUUACCAAAUCCCAUGUUGACACUUGCAGGUUCCCCGCUCAACUUGGCCAAGGGCUCCCUGUUUUCCCAAGCUUACUCUGCAGCAGGUUUCGGCUUGCCUUUAGUCUCUCUUGUUUCAGCAGGAAAAUCCGAAAAUGACAAGCGACCUAAGGGUCAAAGGUCGGAGAGCGAUGAGAGGACUGAAGGGUCAAAACUGAGGCCCAGUUCAGCAGACGCACUGUCUCUGCUCCCAGGCGGGAUCUUAGAUCUUUCCCCUGGCAUGGGCUCAGAUUCUCUUCUGCCAGGAUGGGUGGUCAUCCCUCCAGGGUCGGUGUUACUAAAACCAGCAGCGGUCAACUGAGAAGGCCGUGCCCCUGUAAGAUUUCCACCUGCGCCCACUACGCACCACAGGGGCUCCUCCUCUGCAGAAGUGACAUUCCUGGCCCCUGUGAUCCCUGUGGACCUCUUGCACAAGCAUCUCUGUCGAAGGGGCGACCGGAUAGAUAUAAUUUUGCAUUGCCGACUGCAGAUUUGCUUCCCCCCCCCCCCUUCCCCUUUUUUGUACGUGGGACCAAACCAGGCAGGCCGAACGCCAAAAAACACCCACGCGAUUGAACAGUACAGAAACUGUCCAAGGACUAGAGAGGUGUUGCAGACUGAGUAGAAUCGAAGCACUUUGUGGUGUUCGGAGGCCAGGUGACGUUACGUUGUGGUCUGCAGUCUUUUUUUUUUUUUCGGAAUUCACGAGAGAAGGUUCUUCGCCUUCUGAGAAAAGCAAUAAUAACGGAGACGCUCAGACCCGAGCUGACUCUGCAAUGACAAGAGGGAGAGGAGCGUGGACAGCCGGGGAGGCCUAGCAUCUCCUGUCCACUCUCCAGUUCUCUGCGUACUCAUCAUCUCUCCUGUAGAUCAGCUCUAUGAUGAUGGCCUUUCACAUGCUCAAUCUUCUGCACCAUCCUCAUCCCAGAACGGCUCCCCUCCAGGACUUGUAUCGUCCCAUCCUCUCCUUCUCUUAUAUCACAUUCCGCUAGUCGUUAAUCUUUCUUUCUUUUUUGUUUGACACAUACCUAUGCACUAACCUGCUCUCUGCACUUUCCCGUAAUCCUGACAACCUCCCCUUACUCCACGCCGCACCAUUUCUUUAUCACAAUGCCCCCCCCCCCCCCUAUUCUUUAGAUAUCCCGUGACAAUGCAUUCAGGCACCGUGAAUGCUGCUUCUCUAUUGCUUCUCCUCAGAGCGUGCAGAAAAAUUGCUUUUUAAAAGCCAAUCGAAUCCGUAUAUAUAUAUAUAUCCCUCAUGUGUGAGGAGGGUGAUCUCCGCAGGCUCCCACAUUGAGGGAGCAAACUAAGCUACGUUAUAGACUGAGUGGUGUGUGAGUUCGAUGCUCUGCUGGUAUCUCUUGCCUGACUUAAUAUUUAGAGGUCCCCCUAGUUCAUGAAUUGGGGGUUCAGGCGCAAGUCUGGAGUUAAAGGGGGUUGUCUGAUUUACAAAAGUAUUUUCAUAUACCCUAUUAGGAAAAUCUUGGGGGAAAGGAAGAGUUCGGGGGGGCAUUCGUUCAGGAUGUGUGUCUCCAUCUUUGGAGAGCCUGACAUUUCCAGGGGCAGCAUGUAAUACUUAAUUUCCCCUAUGGUGGUGAACAGUCCCCCCCCCCCACGGAUUAUAACUGGGGGGGUCUCCGCCCACAGGACACCCUGUGAUCAGCUUAUUAAAGGUGCUGUCCUAACAAAAAGGGAUCGUCCAAGGGGUCUUUAAAGGAACGAAUAAAAGACAGGAAUGGCUUUGGUUUGAUAUCAUAUGUAAUAGAACUGCAGUGAGACAGAGAGAGGAGAAAACCUACUGGGUGCAAAAAUGUAUUAAUUUUGGGGCAAAAACAUUGUGGUGUUCAUUACAAAACUAGUGAAUAUUUAAAGGGACUGUCCAGUCAUGAGCGUUAAAAUGACUCACUAAUUCAGUACCUGCAGGGGGUGGUUUUCUGAUGUGUAUCUGCCUCGGUUCCUGCUCCUCGGCUGCUUUUUACAUCAGCUUUAUUGGAGCAGAGCUGCGACCUGUGAUUCCAGUUCAGCUACAGUGUCUACAGGGAGACUGAGGUAGUCUGAGACACGCCCCAUCUCAUCAUUGGUUCAGGCUGCUGCUUUGUCCCUCCCCCCUGCAGAGCUGAUUGGCUGCUGGGACUUCAGCACAUGGAGAGAGGAUUUUCAUUAUAGCACAGGGCACCAUGAUUAUAAAGUACAGAUGGCUAAGAAUAAAAAGGGGUUGUCCACUUUCUGCUUCUCCAAAAAGUUUAGAUUGGUGGGGGGGUGAUCAGACCCCCACUGAGCAAAACUUUUUAUAUGUCACUUUGUACACUUUGCAGGGAAACUUUGAAUUUCCUCAUAUGUGAGCGGCUCUGCUGCACCCUGCCAUGUGGGUGAAUCACGUGACCGACGCGUUCAUCGCUUCCAAGAUGGCGGUGGUCAUGUGAUUCCCCCUCUGCAUGCUGCAGUAUGCAAUGACCCGGUUAAGCGUUUCAUGCUUUAUUACAGAAAUGUAAGCCGGAAGUAGACAACCCCUAUAAUACUGGGUUGUAAAAGAUUAGAAAAAUAUAUCUGCUUUCUUCCAGAAACAGCGCCCCUGUGUCCACAGGUGGUGUGUGGUAUUGCAACUCAUCUCUAUUAAAGUGGAUCCUGCAGUACCAGACACAGCACACAGACAGGAGAAUAAUGGGGGGGGAAUAACAGCGGGCUAUUUUUUAUGCUCUGCGUGACCCCAGAACAUCCCUGAUAAGCGGCAUUUUUCCUGAACACUUAUGUAAGCUUUGAUGCCCGAAAUCCAAUCGGUCACAGCGGGGAAUAAACCGUCCUGGCUCUAAAAGCAGCGAUCAGCCUGACGUGUGGGUCAGCAGCACCACCACCAUAUACACAUCUGAAGGGUUUGUACGCUCCGUGGUAUGAGCCAGCGCAAGCGCAUCCACAGCACGCUCAGGGUCCAUGGAUCCCGUCUUCCUUAGGCCUAUUGCACACGACCGUAUGGCUUUUUCAGUGUUUUGCUGUCCGUUUUUCAUGGAUCCGUUGUUCCGUUUUUUGUUUCCGUUGUGUUUCCGUUUCUGUUCCGUUUUUCC